Messenger RNA from Eimeria maxima, 1899 nucleotides. RefSeq names its product ABC transporter, putative. Gene Ontology annotation, molecular function: ATP binding; ATP hydrolysis activity; ABC-type transporter activity. The annotation marks the transcript as partial. Gene Ontology annotation, cellular component: plasma membrane. The record is from RefSeq and is a predicted model, not a curated record. NCBI's taxonomy places the organism in Eukaryota, Apicomplexa, Conoidasida, Eucoccidiorida, Eimeriidae. The transcript is spliced from 13 exons.
AUGCCAGCUGUAGACCCGCAGGAGACAGCAGCAGCCGAAACAAGAAGUCCUGCUCCUUCUCUUAGCAAGCUUGACGGUGGCAGCUUGAGUCCAGAUCGAGCUAUCUUCUUGCCAUCAGAUCGAACCUCUGGCAAGGUAUCACCGGACAUUCUGGCGAACCAUGCAGGUAGCUGCAGCAACGCACUUUCACCACCGUUGCCAAAUGAUGGGAUGUGUGGUUUGGCUAUCUCCAAUGAAGAGGCAUCUUGCAAUGAACAAGACCGAGAUUUUGGAGGUGUGCAGCCUGUAGUGCUGCGGUGUAAAGACAUUACGUACUCCGUUGCACUUCCUGUUGACGGAUCGUGCAUAUCCAGAUCUUGCCAGAAGCUGUGCACCUGCCGCAGAGGAGUUGGUGACGAGGUGAAUCUUGAAACUGACGAACGGCGGAAACUCAGAAAAGAUAUUUUAUGUCUCGAUGGCCUAGAGCUUGUAUUUAACCCAGGGGAUUGCGUUGCCUUGAUGGGCAGCAGUGGCGCCGGAAAAUCGACACUCCUGAAUUGUUUAAGCGGUAGGGUUUCGACGGGUCUGCGUGGGGAAGUGGAAAUGAACGGCAUGUCUUGCACGCCGCAGUUGUGCAAAGAGCUAAGCUGCUUUAUUCAGCAGGAAGACAUCAUUUUCGGAUACCUCACGGUGGAAGAACAUCUGUUAUUCCAGGCAUGCCUCCGUCUGCCUAAAGGAACCACAAUGAACGAGGCAAGGCGCACUACAGCGUGCUUGUUGGAAUGCUUUGGCCUAGCGCAUAUAGCGAAGUCAUUCAUUGGGGGUCCGCAUGAAGGUGCACGGGGAUCAAUUUCUGGGGGUGAGAAGAAACGGCUUUGCAUAGCCAGCGAGCUCUUGAGUAACCCAUCCGUUAUUUUCGCCGACGAGCCCACGAGUGGUUUGGACUCAUUUAUGGCCAAGGCCGUCUGCGACCAGUUGGCGACUCUCGCGGCAGCUGGUUGCACUGUCGUGUGUACUAUACACCAACCUAGCAGCUCGUGCUUCUCUUUGUUCAACAAGGUUCUUCUACUAGGAGAAGGGCGGGUGUUGUACUACGGAGAUCGCCUGGCUGCGGUUUCUUGGCUGGAACACUUGGGCUGCAAACCUUGUGGGGUCGAUGCAAACAUUGCUGAGUUCAUCCUCAAGGCCACAGCCCUUCAUCAUCUCGAUCCACAGUCUAAGGCUGCUCGUCUGCAAGAAUGGGCUGACGCAUGGAGGCUUGAGGGUCAAGCAUUCCUUAGGAAUUGGGAAGACCAGGGAAGAGACAACUUUAAGCAACGGAGCUGCACGUUUUCUUCCAUAUUGGAACCAGUGGGCCCUGCGCAUACUCCAAGACCUGAGGAUUGUAACAGGACAAAAUUGAGCCCGCAAGACUCGGAAUCCGAAUGUCGCAGAUCGAGGGAGGUUUCCGCGCGGCCUGCCCCAAUCGGGCAGGACAGUAGACCUAACAAUGUGGCUACGGCUCAGCGCGAUAUGGUCCAUGCUCUGACGUCCGAUAGGCUGGAGUCUGAGCGACGCAUGGAAUCGGAUGUCGGCCUGCUACCAGAUCGUCUUGACUCAGGUGUCCUGCGCAUGUGGGUUUACUUCAUCGGGACGUCAACCGGAGACACCGUAUUAUUUUUAAUUUUCCCCAUCAUCUUCCACACGAUUACUUUUUGGAUAAUGGGUUUGGCUGAAACAGCAACGAAGUUUUUCGCUUCUUUAGGCGUAUUGCUACUGUCGGUUUUAUCUCUCCAAUCAUACGGCUAUUUCAUAUCGGCCAUAGUGACCGAUGAGGUCGUCGCACUUGCCGUUACGCAAGUAGCCCAGGUUGUCUUAGCCCUCUUUUCUGGAUUCAUGACGCAGAUCGACCAGUUGAGUCCGUUCUUUAAGGUUGUUGCG